AUGCACACCGCGGGACGAGACGCCUAUCAAGUCGCCAGGAGGCUCCGCCACAAGAUCAGCCUUAUACGCAGCCCUGUAUAUAUUUGGAUCGGCAUCAACGCUCGUUUCGCCGAUGACGUUGUGCGCUUUUCCGACUUUACAACCCAAGACGCCCUCUGCUUUCCUUUCAAAGUCACUAUGGCGUUUGGAUCGCAGAAUUGCAGCAGUCCUCCAGGCGUGGCAUCCACCGACGCUGGUGUGGCAGGUGCUGGCACCUUGCUCUCCUUCAUCAUCGCGGCAGGGCUGGCGAUUUUGAUCAGCGGAAUCAUCAUCUUGCACGAGGCACGAAAGGGCACCAGCGAGGCAAAGAUCUUAAGAAAGAUGCUGCAGUCAUUUAGCGACCAGCAGAUCCUGUACGGCAUUGGUAUACAGAGCGUUGGGCUUGCGAAGAUGGAAUCCAUGGUGCCCUACCACUUCUUCAUUAUAUGGAUGUUAAGUCUACUUUCGACAGCGACGCACUUGUCAACGCUCCUUGCGUUGGUCAACGACUUCAAGCGGGACUGGGUCCUCCGAUGGAUACGGCAGUUUCUCAUGUUCGUUAAUCUCGUGCUGUCGUGCGUCUUCGGGAUCUUCGUGCUUAUGGUCACGUUAAAAAACAUGAAUCCCACGUUGCCUGUGGCUUGCGUCUGGGAGCUUGAGACAAAGGGCGCUCCUUCCAAUGCGGCCCUGUCUAUCGCAGGCACUAUUGCAGUGAUUGUCGGCAAUGCUGUAGUUUUCAUUCUUGGAGUAUGGUACCUUCACAGCAGGAAAAAAGGAAGAUGGGUCAAGACUGCCCAGAUCGUCGGUCUCGUCCUGAUGAUAGCCAUCGCUGUAGGCGCAACUGUACGCGUGAUCAGCAUAUCGCAAGCCUUCGGUGACCCGUCCCCGACAGUACUUGCAGGAACAAGUGAGGCAGAUUGGAGUUUCGGUCAGCUUCUCCCGCUGUUGCUUCUUCUACUGCCUCUUUUAUCGGCGAUUGAGAUAAUAAGAGGAGAGAUGGGUGUGCCUUCACCUGUUCCUGAUGACGGUGCAGAUAAUAAACCCCUACUAGGGGGCGGUGGUCGGAUAGAGGAACAGGAAUUAUUCCAGCCUAAUCCAUUCUGGGGUACAAGAACGGAGAUUGGGAAGGGUUCAUACGGUGCCAUUCAUCAGCCACAAUUGCAGCUUCAAGAAGUUGUGUGUAGUCUGUUGCAGUCCAUUGGCCUUACGCAAGAUGAACUUUGCGACCGUUAUCUUCAAACAAUCCACGAGUGGUUACCAAUCAUUGACGAGAGUAAAGUCCGUGACUUCAUGGGCUCGCCGUCCAAUGGCAAAAUUUUCGACUCUGGGGUCUUGCUGUGGUCUUUGUACUUGGUGACUCGACAGCCUUGUCCAGACCAUGUCCGUUCAAUGCGUGAUUCGACGUACCGAGCCGCUAGACAACUAUUUCUUCUCCAAGCUUCGGAGAACGCGAGCAUUGAGUUACUUCAAGCGGGAUUGUUGAUCGCAUAUUACGCCUGCGGCCAUGGGUUUCCCCAAGAUGCUCAUAUCGUACUCGCAAAUUGCCUUUCCAUUGCCCAGUUUCAAGACAUCAUGAUCCCUACCACCAGAGACGAAAGCAUUGAUGACGUUGAAAAGUAUGCAUGCUCGUGGGCCCUGAUACUGUUGGACAGGACUAUUGCCUUAUCAUCCUUUGAGAAACCCUUACCUCCGAUUUGCCACCAACGCAAGUUCUGGGAUCUCGAUGAGAUCACUUCGCUUGACAUCUUCGAACGUCAAUUCAGCAGUUUUUUUGUCGCUGCUCGGGUAGCGCAGCGGAUCGGUAAUGCCCUUGAGAUGAUAAAUCGUCACGAACCUCUGAUUUCAGCUACAUCAGCUUAUCGUGAGGAAUACGAGCAGCUCAGUGUUCUGACUAGGAACCUUAUUGGAAUAAUAAUGGCCGAUCCAGACACUUAUACGUACUGUGCGAGUACAGCGCUUGCGGUUUGCGUGUUUGUUGGGCUACAAAUGCUAAAUCCUAAAUGUUUCGAGGCUGGACCCCCCACAAAAGAAGUGCUAGAAUUCCAGUACAUGUUGCGCAUAUUACGAGACAAGUUCAAGGCGUCUACGUAUCUUAUGGAACGCGGUAAUCAAGGUGUGAUCCCGCCAUUGGCAAAUUGCAUCCUUGCGCGCGGGGCAGUAAUGCUAUCACAGCUUGGUUGGCAGAAGUACCUUCCUGAAGACGAGUUUACUGAACUGAGAGCAAAUCUGGAGCGCGUAGGCAAAAGAUGGGCAAUCGGAGCGUCAACUUUGCAAUUCAUUGACAGGUUAACUGCUUCCGAAGAGCAACACCCGUAAGAAAGCUUGACCAAAAAGACAAGUCUCGAACAUACACGGUAUUUACUUGCACUGCGUUUGGGGGUUUCCCGUUCAGACAAGGGGAAUUCCGGAUACAACCAAGAGCGAACAAUGAGUAUGUCCAUUCCAGACUUACAAGUUGAAGCAGAUUCAGCAACCAGCAUCUCUGUCCUUUUGAGCAAAGCAAUCACAAGAUAUUCAAUGAUCUUCAAAAAUGGGACCAAUUCCUGGUGAUCAGGCUCGACAAAAUGACAGUUUGACCACGUUGGUGAGAUUACCUACUUACCACAAAAAUCGGAUCAUUACUAGCAAUAGCUCAUGGGCGGUAUUUUAUU
Verruconis gallopava is the source of this 2669-nucleotide messenger RNA. RefSeq lists its product as uncharacterized. NCBI's taxonomy places the organism in Eukaryota, Fungi, Ascomycota, Dothideomycetes, Venturiales, Sympoventuriaceae. Bases 1 to 2334 code for a protein of 777 amino acids. The transcript has 7 exons. The record is from RefSeq and is a predicted model, not a curated record.